Molecule: messenger RNA, 1482 nt
Organism: Triticum turgidum subsp. durum (durum wheat)
Lineage: Eukaryota; Viridiplantae; Streptophyta; Magnoliopsida; Poales; Poaceae
Source: the annotation of a GenBank genome assembly
AUGGAGGAGGCCGAGGAGAUGCAGGUGGAGCGGGUGCACGAGGACGCGGAGCACGGGGGCGCCGACGCCGACAAGCUCAACUACGAGAUUUUCUCCAUCCUCGAGAGCAAGUUCCUCUUCGGCUACACCGACCCGCACCAGCUCUGGCUGCCCAAGCCGCCGCCGCCACCGCCGGCGCAGGCGUCGCAGGCGGCCAUGGCGGCCACGGGGAAGGCGGCGCAGCGCGGGAAGGUGUGCGUGCUCUGCGUUGAUGGCGGCGGCGGCGGGCUCAGGGCGCUGCUCGCCGGCCGCGCGCUCGCGCACCUCGAGGCCGCGCUCCAGCGCGCCUCCGGGAGCCCCGACGCGCGCGUCGCCGACUUCUUCGACCUCGCCGCCGGCACGGGCGCGGGCGGCGUCUUCGCCGCGAUGCUCUUCUCCACGCACUCGCGCGGCGCCCCGCUGUUCCGCGCCGAGGACACCUGGCGCCUUGUGGCGGACCACGCGCCCAGGCUCUUCCGCAGGCCCGCUGGCUCCACCUCCCUCUUCUGCCGCGCCAAGAAGCGCCCGCUCGCCGCGCCCACGGCGGCGCUCAGCGUCGCCAUGAAGGCCGCGUUCGGCGAGGAGCUCACCCUGCGGGACACCAUCAAGCCCGUGCUCAUCUCCUGCUAUGACCUCAGGUCGUCCGCGCCGCUGCUGUUCUCGCGCGCCGACGCCCUGGAGAGCGGGAGCUACGACUUCCGCCUCUCCGACGUCGGCCGCGCGGCCUGGUCGGAGCCCGGCCGCUUCGAGCCGGCCGAGGUGGCGUCGGUGGACGGCGUGACCUCCUGCGCCGCGGUGGACGGCGGGCCGACCAUGGGCAGCCCGGCCGCCGCGGCCAUCACGCACGUGCUGCACAACAAGCACGAGUUCCCGUUCGUGCGCGGCGUCGAGGACCUCCUCGUGCUCUCCAUCGGCGGCUGCUCCGGCGCGGGCGGCUCCGGGGCCACCGCGGACGCCGACAUCACGCGCAUGCGCCGGUGGGGCCCCAAGGAGUGGGCCCGCCCCAUCGCCCGCAUCGCGGCCGAUGGCGCCGCCGACCUGGUGGACCACGCCGUUGCACGCGCCUUCGGGCAAUGCCACUCGUCCAAUUACCUGCGCAUUCAGGUGAGCAAGCAUAGCAAAUUCUCGGCCCGCCCGCCAUUUAUGGCAUGUUGCACGGCCGUUUCCUUGGAUGUUAAUUAACUCUGGCGUGAUCAGGCGAAGCGGGAGAGCAUGCCGCCGUGCGGGCCGGACGGGGAGUACGACCCGACGCAGGCGAACGUGCAGGCGCUGCUCGCGGCGGCGGACGAGGCGAUGAAGCAGCGCAACGUGGAGUCGGUGCUCUUCGAGGGGAGGCGGAUCGGGGAGCAGACCAACGCGGAGAAGCUGGAGUGGUUCGCCGCCGAGCUCGUCGCUGAGCACCGCGGCAGGGGCUCCCGGAUCGCGCCCACCGUCGCGUUCAAGCAGGCGCCGGCGCUGGGCUGA